UACAACAAAUAAAUGAUCAGCAGCAAAGUGAACGGCCCCUUAACAGCUGCAGCCGCAUACAACAACAGUUUGACCAGCACUGAUCCCCCGCAUCGUUGUUGCUGCUGUUCUUGUAGGUAGGAUCACUCAAUGCAUGAGGCAGUCGAAACGGUCGCGGCAUUUGUGUUGUUGUUGUGAGUCUAAGGAGGAGACAGAGAACACAAUCAACAGACACAGAAGGCCCUGGAGCGCCAUUUGACGGGAGUUUGCCGGUGGCGGAGGUCCACAGACAACAACUGCCGGUCCAUCUGCUGGUAAUGUGGCAAACGCCACAGCCCUCGCUGGUGGUAAAACAAAUUCAAGCAAUAAUAUGUAUUCCACCCGCCAAUCUGUAAGCACCACAACAGGUGUACUUAUGGUCGGACCAAAUUUUCGUGUCGGUAAAAAAAUUGGCUGUGGUAAUUUUGGCGAAUUGCGUUUAGGCAAAAAUCUUUACAACAAUGAACAUGUAGCAAUAAAAAUGGAGCCUAUGAAGUCAAAGGCUCCGCAACUACACUUAGAGUAUAGGUUUUAUAAACUAUUAGGAUCACAUGCAGAGGGUGUACCAGAAGUAUAUUACUUCGGCCCAUGCGGCAAAUAUAAUGCUCUUGUUAUGGAGUUACUUGGUCCAUCGCUUGAAGAUUUAUUCGAUAUUUGCGGCAGACGUUUCACUUUGAAGACCGUACUACUGAUAGCUAUACAAUUACUCCACCGGAUCGAAUAUGUUCAUAGUCGGCACUUAAUCUAUAGGGAUGUCAAACCAGAGAAUUUUCUCAUUGGCAGAACAUCAACAAAACGUGAAAAAAUUAUACACAUAAUCGGUAAGAUCACAUUAAUAGGAUUCAUUGCAAAUAAUACAUUUUUGUUUUCCCUUAUAGAUUUCGGUUUGGCCAAAGAAUAUAUUGAUUUAGAUACAAAUAGACAUAUACCAUAUCGGGAACAUAAAUCCCUAACUGGCACAGCUCGUUAUAUGUCAAUCAAUACGCAUAUGGGACGUGAGCAGUCGAGACGAGAUGAUCUUGAGGCGUUAGGUCAUAUGUUUAUGUAUUUCUUAAGAGGUUCACUGCCGUGGCAAGGCCUUAAGGCUGAUACACUCAAGGAGAGAUAUCAAAAAAUCGGUGAUACAAAACGUGCAACGCCCAUUGAGGUGCUUUGCGAUGGCCACCCCGAAGAGUUUGCAACAUAUUUGCGCUAUGUGCGACGGUUAGAUUUUUUCGAAACUCCCGAUUAUGAUUUUCUGCGAAGACUGUUUCAAGACUUAUUCGAACGUAAGGGCUAUACCGAUGAGGGCGAAUUCGAUUGGACAGGGAAGACAAUGACCAAGGAACAGCUGGAUCAAAUGAAGGUCAUUAAGAAUGCGCCCCCUUCUCAUUUGGCGAAGAAUAAAUCGGAUAAGUCAACGCCCGUCGGAUCUCUGCAAACUGGCCAUGAAGUCAUCAUUUCACCAAAUAAAGAUCGUCAUAAUGUUACGGCUAAGACAAAUGCCAAAGGAGGUGUUGCUGCGUGGCCUGAUGUGCCUAAGCCUGGGGCUACUUUGGGCAAUUUAACACCGGCCGAUCGACAUGGCUCAGUGCAGGUUGUGAGUUCGACAAAUGGCGAACUAAAUGCGGACGAUCCCACGGCCGGACACUCUAAUACGCCCAUCACACAGCAGCCCGAAGUAGAACUGGUCGAUGAAACAAAUGGUUCCUUAUAUUCCAGAUGUUGUUGUUUCUUUAAACGAAAGAAGAAGAAAUCAACUCGCCAAAAAUGACUAGACGGUGUACAAUGUAGUCCAGAACGCGAAGCGGUCACCCUGCUGCGCGCAACUUCACAUUCAAACUCACGGGAUAGCGUAUUGAAUAAUCCAAGUCAGGAUUAUAUACAGCAGGCGACGUCGCAGCAUACGUUGCGUUAUCCUCCAUCCGCGUCAAUGUUGACGCCAACACCAACUACAAAUACACCGACACUUCCGUUGUAAUUUAUAUAAAUAUAAAACAUAAAAAAAAAACAAAAAAUACCAUCAAGAAAACCACAAAAAAGCAAAAUAAACAAGAACAACAAACAAAAAAUUACCUAAUUAAACACUAAAAUCAGUAAAAAA
Molecule: messenger RNA, 2101 nt
Organism: Drosophila willistoni
Lineage: Eukaryota; Metazoa; Arthropoda; Insecta; Diptera; Drosophilidae
Gene: gish
Product: casein kinase I
Exons: 11
Coding region: 350-1771 (473 amino acids)
Biological process (GO): endocytosis; peptidyl-serine phosphorylation; signal transduction
Cellular component (GO): cytoplasm; nucleus; plasma membrane
Molecular function (GO): protein serine/threonine kinase activity; ATP binding
Source: RefSeq, a predicted model, not a curated record